Molecule: messenger RNA, 717 nt
Organism: Colletotrichum orchidophilum
Lineage: Eukaryota; Fungi; Ascomycota; Sordariomycetes; Glomerellales; Glomerellaceae
Product: SCP-like extracellular protein
Exons: 2
Coding region: 1-717 (238 amino acids)
Source: RefSeq, a predicted model, not a curated record
AUGCGUUUCUCCGCGGUUGCUGUUGCCGCUCUCGCCACCCAGGCCGCCGCCUGGAGAGGCCAGGGCUCCCCUUUCGGACUCUACUGGGGCUGGGGUAAUGACGGCGUCGAGCCCUGCAACACCGCCGACGACUGCAGCGGCGCCGAGGUGACCUCCACCACCACCAUCACCCUCCCUGCUCCCACCGCCACCCCGAGCGUGACCCCCCCGGCCGCCGUCCCCGUCGAGGAGGCCGUCAGCCCCACCCCCUCCGCUGCCCCGACCGCCCCCUCCGCCCCCUCCGGCGGCUCCUCUGGGCUCACCUCGGACCAGAAGGCCGCCCUUGACGCUCAUAACGCCGCCCGCUCCGACGUCGGCGUCCCGGCCCUCGAGUGGGACGACACCCUCGCCUCCGACGCCCAGGAGUGGGCUACCCACCUCCUCUCUGUCGGUUCCCUGACGCACUCCCAGGUCUCUGACCAGGGUGAGAACCUGUACAUGCAGUCCUACAAAGACAGCCCUUACGUCAACGCCGCCAACGCCUGGAUCAGCGAGAAGUCUUCCUACCACGGCGAGGCCAUCUCCGAGUCCAACUACAUGGCCUUCGGUCACUACACUCAGGCCGUCUGGAGGGGCACCACCAAGGUCGGCAUGGCUAUUUCCAGCGACGCCCAGAGCACCUACGUCGUCGCCCGUUAUUCACCCCCGGGCAAUUACAUCGGCGAGAAGCCCUACUAA